Molecule: messenger RNA, 840 nt
Organism: Spodoptera exigua (beet armyworm)
Lineage: Eukaryota; Metazoa; Arthropoda; Insecta; Lepidoptera; Noctuidae
Source: the annotation of a GenBank genome assembly
AUGGUUGAGUUGGGCGAUGCUGGUGUACGUGUCAUGCUUGUGAACUGGCGCCACCUCGAUGAAGAUGUUUACAAUCACAUUAUCGAGCAGAGACCGGACUUGGAGGAUAUACUAAGUCGUCAGAGAAGAAGACUACUUCGGCUAAAAGAGAUGCCUUACUCACAAAGUAGUCAGGACAAGACGACUGACGAUGAUCCUGAGGUGCUAUUAGUCGAAAACGACGACGAUGACAUAACGAAGCCUUUAAGCGACUUCAAGGACGGGCGAACUACUCAAUCAGCAAGAGUACCGCCAUUCUUGGAAGAAAAGCAUACAGGGUCAGUGGGUAGCCUUAGAGCAGUUAAGUCCAACGAAUCACGGAUGCUUCCUUUCUUAGGAAGUCGACGUUGGUGGAUUUUCGGAGGAGGAGGUUCUGCGUGGGACGAGGCCUGGAAGAUGUCAAAUUGCUACUAUUGUUCCAUUGAUGAAGACAUUCCAAGGUCCCCAGUGUGUCAUAGAAUGUUCAAUUCAAACGAAUGGAAAUACAGGACAGUGGCACGAUAUUAUCGAACUGUAUGUUAUUACAACUGGAAUCAUCGUAACUCAGGAGCUUACUGGCCGUCGGUCGAAGGUGGGUUGGUUAAACACAGAAUGGCCAGACUGCAGGUGCCGCUGGUGGACGCCAUAAAUACAACUUGCAUAACUAGUCCUCAUGCAUCGCUGACUCCGUUCCACCGAGGUAUCUCACUGUGGGCUCGCUACCACGUCUGCGUGUGCAAAGCACCUUAUUGGGAUACAUCCUUACCCCGAGUCUCCUUCCACUCCUACUCUUGCGAAUCUCCACUCAAGCCAGCCAAUUAA